AUGAAAUGCCUGAAAACCCCAUGUCGUCACAGUCCGUUUGCUUUCCUCCCCUUCAGUUAUUCAAUCGUGCUUUUCCUCCCUUGUUUAUCUCACUUAACCCCCUCCAGUCCAGAGAAUGCCUUCGCUUCCCAUGACGUCACAGUGUGUUUGUUUUUCCCCUUCAGUUAUUCAAUCCGUGCUUUUCCCUCCUUUUUGUUAUCUCAUGUAACGCCCUCCAGUCCAGAGUUAUUCAAUCCGUGCUUUUCCUCCCUUGUUAUCUCAUGUAACGCUCCUCCAGUCCAGAGGUGUUGUUCUCGUCCAAUGAAAUGCCUUAAACACCAUAUGACGUCACAGUGUGUUUGCUUUCCUCCCCUUCAGUUAUUCAAUCCGUACUUUUUCCUCCUUGUUGUCAUAACCCCCUCCAGUCAGGGAUCGUGUCUAUUCUCGUCCCCUUUCAGUUAUUCAAAUCCCUUAUCUCAUUUAUUCAAUCGUACUUUUCCUCCUUGUUAUCCUCAUGUAACCCCCUCCAAUGAAAUGGUCCAGUUUGGAUCCGUGCUUCCUCCCUUGUUGUCUAUUCUCGUCCAAGGUGAAAUGUCCUUAAACACCCAUGACGUCACAGUCCGUUUGCUUUCCUCCCCUUCAGUUAUUCAAUCCCGUGCUUUUCCUCCCUUGUUAUCUCAUGUGAAUAUUCUCGUCCCUUAA
Messenger RNA from Acanthosepion pharaonis, 681 nucleotides. The record is from the annotation of a GenBank genome assembly. Lineage: Eukaryota; Metazoa; Mollusca; Cephalopoda; Sepiida; Sepiidae.